Messenger RNA from Pseudogymnoascus destructans, 2766 nucleotides. RefSeq lists its product as uncharacterized. Gene Ontology annotation, biological process: iron ion transmembrane transport. The record is from RefSeq and is a predicted model, not a curated record. The transcript has a single exon. Lineage: Eukaryota; Fungi; Ascomycota; Leotiomycetes; Thelebolales; Thelebolaceae. Gene Ontology annotation, cellular component: membrane. Gene Ontology annotation, molecular function: iron ion transmembrane transporter activity. Bases 157 to 1890 code for a protein of 577 amino acids.
CUAGAACGACAUUAUAUUUUCUACAUUACUAACGCACGACGCAAAUGUAGUCAUCACUAGCAGCUUUCGCUUCCUGGAAAUCGCUUUCACGUUCACGGCACACUGUAAAAUGCAUCGACACCUCUGUCUAGUCAAGCAUCGCCCUGGACAGAACGAAUGAGCGACAAUAUUGUUGUUGCGCCUUCUGGCAUGGAAACCAUCGGUCUUUCUACUGUUAACGUAAUCUCUAAUGAAGCCUCAGAGACUAGACGAGACCUACAAAUAAUUCGCAACGAGAAAAGCAGCACAAGUAGCGCCACCACCGACGAGCGUGCCAAGUCCAACAAUAGGCUGACCAUCCCAGUGCCCGCUCCUCAUCCAGCCAGCACUGCUAACGACACAUAUCACAACAAUGAUCCUGUGCUCACAACGGGGUCCAUCGACAUCCAGGAGCUCUCGGAGCGACCGGUAGCCUUAUCUUCUCAUCCAAUAUCGAGACAGAUUACAAGCCGGUUGUUCAUCUCUCACUUCUUGUCGACAUGGAAUUCGCGGCUGUUCGAGAUGGGCGCUGUACUCUUCACUGCCGCCAUUUUCCCCGGGACGUUACUGCCAAUGUCUGUGUAUGCGCUUGUGCGUAGUGCAGCCGCUGUUAUGCUAUCGCCCGCCUUAGGAUCUUGGAUUGAUAAAGGCGAUAGACUGAAAGUUGUCAGAGUUUCCAUUGUAGGCCAACGGCUGGCAGUUGGGGCAUCGUGCGGUAUAUUCUGGAUCUUAUACGUGCGAAAAGAGCUCGGAACCAAGCUGAGGGUCGGCCUCUUUGUCGUGAAUAUACUUCUGUCAUGUAUAGAGAAGUUGUGUUCAGUCCUGAAUCUGGUCUCUGUGGAAAGGGACUGGGUUGUGGUCAUUUCACGAGACGACGAUACAGCUCGGCGGAUACUUAACGCUCGCAUGCGCCGCAUCGACCUGUUUUGCAAAUUGUUUGGUCCACUCGCUAUCUCCUUGAUUGACGGAGCAUCUACAAUCGUCGCUAUCUUCGUUACUCUGGCGAUGACUUGUACGUCAGUUCUUAUCGAGUACUUUACGAUUGCAGCAGUUUUCAGAAUGGUUCCGGCUCUUCAACGAACGACGACUGAGAACAGCCUUACUGCUGCCGAAGACGACUCAGAGCUACCAUCGGCGUAUGAAACUAAUCGAGUUUCACUGCGCGAGAUUAUCGACUUCGCACAGUCAGCCGCCUCUAUCCUCCUUCCGCUCAACUCGAUACCUUACUACUUCCAACACCCAGCAUUUCUCCCUUCAAUCUCCUUGUCUCUGCUCUACUUUACAGUCCUCUCCUUCUCCGGCCAAAUGAUCACCUUCCUCCUUGCCAUUGGCUAUACGUCCUAUGCUGUGGGUGCCGCCCGCGCGGUUAGCACUAUUUUCGAACUCUCCGCAACCUGGAUCGCUCCCAAAGUACAACAACACAUCGGCGCUGUGCGAGGCGGUAUCUGGUUUUUGACAUGGCAGAUGAUAUGGCUUGCUGGGGGACUGUCCUGGUUCUUUGCCAGUGGUGAAGGCCUCACUGGGAAUAAGCUCUUCGCAGCAAGCGGGCUCGUCGGCGCCGUCAUAUUGAGCCGUGUGGGUCUGUGGAGUUUUGAUCUUUGCGCUCAGAGCAUUAUACAAGAGGAGGUGGAUGAGCAGAGUCGGGGCGCUUUUUCCACCGUGGAGGCAUCUUUCCAGAACCUUUUUGAGCUCCUUUCGUACGUAACAACGAUCAUCUUUUCGAAGGCAGACCAGUUUCAGUGGCCUGCCGUCAUCAGCGUCAUUGCGGUAUACGUCGCUGGAGGAACUUAUAUGGUAUUUGUGAGGAGAAGGCGCGGGCACUUGGUACAUAUGCCGAGCUGUAUUAAGCCGCGGCUGGAAGAUAACUGCUAGUAAUCGAGCGUUGCCAUGCAAGGACGAAGCAUGAACCGGAGAGUCGCGUAGGUGCUGCUGUAGAGCCGCCUCAGUUGAGACCGUCACUGCCGUAGUGACGUAGUGACGGUCUCAAAUGAUAACAGUCGAUGGUAUGCGCGAGCGAGUCUUGUUUGUGGUGCUGCAGGCUUUCAUCGCUAUCGAAAGAUCGAUCGAAGAGAACACAGCGGGAGCUCAUAGUGUCAAAAGUCUUCAUACUACCACCAUUGAUUCGAUUUUUUAGAAGUAUUCAGAAGUAAUCAUAGUCGGAAGCGGUGAGUCGACAUUCCAAUUAUACGUGUGACGAUUGGAAUGCUGGCAUAGCAGUUAUGUCGUGUAACUGCAACUUUACACUGUCGUCUAUUGACCCGUCACAAAAUGCUGUCAAUGGCGCUCGAAAGCGGGAAUGCUUUGAUGCGCGCGAAAGACUACUCGCUGAUAACUGGCAGGAGGUGAAUCAUUGCUACUUCCCUUCCACUGCGCGGAGAAUAUGACGAUGACUAACUCUAAUUCACAAUAACGAAAAGGACGAGUGUUCUUUUCAGACAAGUCCAUCCACCCAAGCACUCUCAGUCACUACUUAGAACCGCUUCUGGCAACCUUCCUAUUAAGCACGAUCUCUGGUGAAGAUUUUGUUAUAUCUCGUUUACUGCAUCCUCUCCGAUUCCACUUGUGACGAACCUCGACCGGUGCCUCGACCGGUGCAUCUUAAACUCGUCGUACAAGACGAGACUAAGCCAGAUAGACACAAAAAACCCAAGGAGGACGUAGUUUCUAAUAUACGCUCCAGUGGAUACUAUCACAUUAGUCUGGGCCAGCUGAAAACCUAGACCGCUGUUGAUCAUGCCUAAGAUAAUU